Symbiodinium natans is the source of this 1980-nucleotide messenger RNA. The record is from the annotation of a GenBank genome assembly. NCBI's taxonomy places the organism in Eukaryota, Dinophyceae, Suessiales, Symbiodiniaceae.
AUGGGCUUGAACAGCUCUGACGUCCACACUCUUCUUUCGAACCUCCUCGAAGUAGGAUUCGUGUCGGAGAGGACACAUUGUGUUGCUAUCGAGCCAGCGAACGAUGAAGAAUUGAAAUGGAAUCAGCAGCUCAUCGACAGUUGCCAGGGGCUGCUGGGGACGAUGAAACCUCUGCAGACACUGAAGGCAUUGAGCCUUUGUGGCAGUCACACCAAUUUUGUUCUUCGGGUCAUCGCCGAUGCUGCCCCUCAUCAGGGCCCCGAGAGCGAAAAGGUCACCGUGGGAGGCCGGCUUGAUGUGGGGUUGGUGUCCAAGGUCGACAAAGCCCUCGCCGACCAUGUUCGGCAUGGCUUGAAUUGGGAGGUGUUGUCGUCAUCGGUGGGCCUUCGCUGGCCAGAACUCUUGCAGAUGAUCCAAGCUGCAGGGAAUGCUACCCUACAGAAGAGCGAGUCCGAGUUGCAGGUGCUCAGGAAGACAUUCGAACUCAUCGUGUCACAGCAGAAGGCCGGCAUCCAGCUGGACUUCAACGGCAUCAAGAAGAAAGCACUCUCAUCCCGCCCGGCCUGUGGCAAUUCCUUCGCUCACUUUUACCAGUUCGCUUUAAAGUAUUGUGGUGGAGCCGAAGGCCUCUUCUUGACAGAGACGGAGAGGUUCGUGAGGGCCAGGGGCUCCACGACAGCACUCGGCGAGAAGGUGUGGGAGGCGAUCUGUCAUGAAAUCAAAGGCAGCAAGAGCCAGCUGCCCUUCCUUCGGCACGGGUUGCUGAAACUCGCCAUGACCGGCAUGCACUUGAGUGCCACAGAUUGCAAGCGAGUUUUCAGCAACAGCUCCAUGGUUGGCAAGGCUGUGAAGGCUGACGGGCUCAUGUCCCAGCUCCGAACACUGGCUACUCAAGCGAGCCACGGAGCUCUCGCCGACCAGAAGCUUGUGAAUGUCUUGGGAGUGGUGGACUCCAACAUGGUGGCUCAUGUGAUGAACAUGCAGGUCGCAGAUGAGAAAAAAUACAGAUCUCUGGAGGGCAUCUGCCACGAUGCUGUGUCGAUUGUCGCCAGGGUCCUCGGUGUGCCGAUUGCUUCCCCGUGGGAGGCCCAUGCCGAAACACUCCCUGCAGCCGAAUCCGGAGGGAAAGCAGCAGAUCGACUCGUUGAGCUUAACCCGGACGGGUCCAUGAAGCAGCCAGGUGAAAUCUUGGAAGCUAUGUCUAUCAAGCCUGGAACGUUCGUUCGCCGGAAGAAGGACAAAGUCGAAUGCGAAGUCUUGCAUGUUCAUGAUGCUGUCAAGCUCAAAAACCUGAGCGACGGCCGGGCAGUGAGGGUCCAGAUCGAUGCUUUUGUUCGAGGCGAAUGGCAAGUGUAUACCCCGAAGCAAGAGGUGCAUGAGAUCAUGGACCUCCAACCAUAUGGGCCCCAAUCAGUCCACCCCGAUUUCGACAUCGCCCACACAGUGGCCAAGAUCCAUUGCGAGAUGCAUGCUGUCGUUCAGAACCUUGAUGUGCAUGCCACGAUGGAGAAGGUGAAGCUGCAGCUUCGGCCUACCAAAACCCUUGUCACGAAGUCGGCUAUCGGCAAGGGCAAAUUGAGUCUCGUUCCCUUCAGCUCCAAGGUUGUUGUCCGAAGCAAAUCCGACACCCUGCAGGGAGCUGCAGAAGUGACUUUGAAAAAGGGAUGCCACGAUCGUCGCUUCUUCAUUGUCGCCUCCAACAUCAUGCCCAAAGCAAGCGAGGAUGCCCCUGAUGUGCUCGUGGGUUUCUUGUCCCCGUUCUUCUUCGUCCAGACAGUAGACGAGGAGAGUAAGGCCAACAUGACGAUUGUCUUGUCAGGGACCAACUCAUCCGAGAUUCGCAUACCGAUCAUGAAGAACCUUGUCCCUUUGCCUGCUGGGCAAGAGCUCUUGAUCUUCAAGGCAAAGGCCCCAAAGCAGGAAGAGCCACUGGAGGCAGCAUCCCCUGAGAGACGAGUGAAAGGCAAGAGGGCUGCAUGA